AGAAUUACUCCCAAGUUCGUCAUGAUUGAAGACAGUAAGGACAACAAGGACCAUUCCUUAGAAAGGGGAAGAGCAACUCUCAUUUUUUCCUUGAAGAAUGAGGUUGGAGGACUUUUAAAGGCUCUGAAAAUCUUCCAGGAGAAGCAUGUGAACCUGUUACAUAUCGAGUCCCGAAAAUCAAAGAGAAGAAACUCAGAAUUUGAGAUUUUUGUUGAUUGCGAUAUCAACAGAGAACAAUGGAAUGAUAUUUUUCAUCUGCUGAAGUCUCAUUCUAACGUGCUCUCUGUGAAUCCACCAGACAAUUUCACUCUGAAGGAAGAUGGUAUAGAAACUAUUCCUUGGUUUCCAAAGAAGAUUUCUGACCUGGACUUCUGCGCUAAUAGAGUUCUGAUGUAUGGAUCUGAACUAGAUGCAGACCAUCCUGGUUUCAAAGACAAUGUCUACCGUACAAGACGAAAGUAUUUUGCAGAAUUGGCUAUGAACUAUAAACAUGGAGACCCUAUUCCUAAGGUUGAAUUCACUGAAGAAGAAAUUAAGACCUGGGGAACUGUUUAUCGAGAGCUCAACAAACUCUAUCCCACCCAUGCUUGCAGAGAGUAUCUCAAAAACUUACCUUUGCUUUCUAAAUAUUGUGGCUAUCGGGAAGAUAAUAUUCCACAAUUGGAAGAUGUCUCAAACUUUUUAAAAGAGCGCACAGGGUUUACCAUCCGUCCUGUGGCCGGUUACCUAUCUCCGAGAGAUUUCCUAUCAGGGUUAGCUUUUCGAGUUUUCCACUGCACUCAAUACGUGAGACACAGUUCAGAUCCCCUCUACACCCCAGAGCCAGAUACCUGCCAUGAACUCCUAGGUCAUGUUCCCCUCUUGGCUGAACCUAGUUUUGCGCAGUUCUCCCAAGAAAUUGGCCUGGCUUCCCUUGGCGCUUCAGAGGAGGCUGUUCAAAAACUAGCAACGUGCUACUUCUUCACAGUGGAGUUCGGUCUGUGUAAACAAGAUGGGCAGCUGAGAGUCUUUGGUGCUGGCUUGCUUUCUUCCAUCAGCGAGCUCAAACAUGUGCUUUCUGGACAUGCCAAAGUGAAGCCCUUUGAUCCCAAGAUUACCUGCAAACAAGAAUGUCUCAUCACAACUUUUCAGGAUGUCUAUUUUGUAUCUGAAAGCUUUGAUGAUGCAAAGGAGAAGAUGAGAGAAUUUUCUAAAACAAUUAAGCGUACAUUUGGAGUGAAGUACAAUCCAUACACGCAGAGUGUUCAGAUCUUGAAAGACAACAAGAGCAUAAUCAGCACCAUGAACGAGCUGCGGCAUGAUCUCGAUGUUGUCAGUGAUGCCCUUGCUAAGGUCAGCAGGCAGCUGAGUAUGUGA
Messenger RNA from Castor canadensis (American beaver), 1356 nucleotides. RefSeq names its product tryptophan hydroxylase 1 (gene Tph1). The record is from RefSeq and is a predicted model, not a curated record. Gene Ontology annotation, molecular function: tryptophan 5-monooxygenase activity; iron ion binding. Gene Ontology annotation, cellular component: neuron projection. NCBI's taxonomy places the organism in Eukaryota, Metazoa, Chordata, Mammalia, Rodentia, Castoridae. Gene Ontology annotation, biological process: serotonin biosynthetic process; aromatic amino acid metabolic process.